Capronia epimyces CBS 606.96 is the source of this 834-nucleotide messenger RNA. RefSeq lists its product as uncharacterized. Bases 1 to 834 code for a protein of 277 amino acids. The record is from RefSeq and is a predicted model, not a curated record. The transcript is spliced from 3 exons. Lineage: Eukaryota; Fungi; Ascomycota; Eurotiomycetes; Chaetothyriales; Herpotrichiellaceae.
AUGAACCUGGCCUCCACACCGUUCACCUUGAAUCAACAUCCGUUGCAAACCACCUUCGACCACGACAAAGCCGUGACUCUGGCAGUCGGACCACAUCUCGAAUCUCGAAAUCUCGAAACAGCAUCACCAAAGACCAGCCUCCUCGCUCAAUGCUUGCCGAUAAUUUCUCAGGAAGGAUACCAUGCGCCGAGCCUUGAGCAGUAUCGAGACACCGUUAACGUGCAAGUGAACCAGGAUCUCCAAGACAUCCAAAACAGGUUCACCGCCAGUAUUGACGAUCUUACCAUCAAGUUUGAAGGGCACUUCAGAAGCCUCACCAACGUCGAAGAGCCCUUGCAAAGACCAUUCAUCGCAGAGACCUUAAAUGUGCAAGUCAAGCCCAUUCCGGAAAAUGCUGAGGGACAUCAAGGAGUACAAGAAGUCUUACUCCGCAAUCAGAUCGAGGGGUUUCGGAAGUUGCGGGGAGAAAAUGAACGCGCACUGUGCAGACUUUGGGAAGAAUGGGAAGAUGUACAAUUCGAACUCAUCGGCCUGGCUGCAGAAGUGUUUGGUCAAGAGUCAAUGACCUUCGCCCAAACGAGGGAUGAAGAUAUGAAACCAGGUCAGAAGGAAAAGCUGCAGAAGGUACUGGAGCGUGUUCCCGGAUCGCAUGGACAGAUGUACAACCUCCGCGAAUCCUUGGAGGGAGACCUUCAACGGUUCGAAGCGAGCAUGAAUCAGAUCAGCUCUAGGACCAAGAAGACAAUGACGGAGAUGCAACAGCAAUACACCAUUCAAAAGAACAAACUCUUCAAAGGGCUUCACCAACACAUCGAAAUGCUGGCAGCUCUGUGA